CUAUAGCACAAUGACCGCAGUACGUAUCUCACCCCACGGUGGGGGCUGCUGCUAGCGGGGUACACCUGGCACACCUGAACAAUUGAGGUUCCCAGAAGCAAUCAGCUCCCAAAUACAAAGCUGCAUUAGGAAUUCCAGCCUUGAUAGCGUUACUUGAUAGCGUUGCAUUAACAAUCACCCCUCAUAAUCUUCACAUCACAAUCUUCACAAUCUUUCCAAUCUUCAACAACCCCUGCUGUUACCUUACACCUUACAUAUUGACCUUGCCUUACGUCCAAUUACCUUCACACCCCCCCUGAGUACUAGGUAGGUACCUCUAAUUCACAUACCUCAUUCUCACUGUUCUGAGACGCCUCUUUUCGCCAUUCUGGGUAUUAUACAUACCUCAUACAAAGUCGGGCAUACUUUAGAUUUGCUCGGUUUGGAGGAGAAAGAGGCCCGCAUUCGCACAGCCACUCAGAACGGCUUCGCCCCGUUUGUCCUACCCCCUAUCUGUAGACUAGACUCACCGUCUAACAGGACCUCCCUGGGUUUCGUGGCUCUCGAAUACAAGAAGUAGGCACAUUUCACCUGCGGUCAAGCUUUGGACAGCAAAACACAUCAAAUUCAUCCCAUUCCACCCCAUCCCAUCCCAUCCCAGUCCGAGCAUCUGGAUCCGAUAUAAGUCUAAGCCAAGUCAUCAUCAUCAUACACCCCACUCCACCACCCCGAUGGCUAACGAUAAGGAUAUGAUCACCUGCCACAUUCUGGACACCUCCGUAGGCAAGCCGGCCAAGGGGGUCCGCGUCAAGCUGGAAGGUGGCCACGCUCCGCUCAAGACCUUCGAAUCUCAGACCGAUGACGACGGUCGUGUCAAGGCGUGGCUACCGUAUUCCGGCAUCCACUCUUCGGGAGAUGUACCCACCUACACUCUAGACGACGUGCUGAGCGAGGUGGAAACCAAAUCCACGUGGACUCUUCGUUUUGACACGGGAAGUUAUUUUGGCGAGGGAAACACGUUCUUCCCCGAGGUCCUAGUCACGUUCACCGUCGAGAAGGGCCAGCACUACCACGUACCGCUACUGCUGUCUCCUUAUAGCUAUACGACUUAUAGAGGCAGUUAAGGCACACACUUCAAAGGAGGUUGAGGAGGGAGGGAGAUAGGGGGGACUAAUGCCAUUGGAAUGCUAUCAAAAAAACGGACCAUGAUUUCGGUGAUAUCUACCAAAUCUUGAUAGAUAUUGGAAUCACGGCGUCAACUCGGCUAUCAUCGGUUAUUAUCUCGACUUAUGGAUACCAAGUACCUAACCUUUAACCUUUGGCACAUCAUUUCAUCCACAGCAGCUUACACGCCUCGGCGUGUUCUCCCCGGCACAUAUGGAGGUGGAAUACUCGCCAAAGAACCCUCGCGUAAAGGGGGAAACCUUCGUUACGACUUUUAGUCUAGACUUGCGACUCAAUUAAACAUAAGCCACCUUUUUUAAGAAAUUUCCAUCUUCUUGGGCCCAAGUUGUUAUUGUUAUUGUGACUUUAUAAUGCACACCAUUGAAUACGUCUCUACCAACUCUGUACAUACCUACCUCUAGGUAGAAA
This is a messenger RNA of Daldinia caldariorum, 1572 nucleotides long. RefSeq names its product Hydroxyisourate hydrolase. Gene Ontology annotation, biological process: purine nucleobase metabolic process. The transcript has a single exon. Bases 711 to 1103 code for a protein of 130 amino acids. Lineage: Eukaryota; Fungi; Ascomycota; Sordariomycetes; Xylariales; Hypoxylaceae. The record is from RefSeq and is a predicted model, not a curated record. Gene Ontology annotation, molecular function: hydroxyisourate hydrolase activity.